Molecule: messenger RNA, 840 nt
Organism: Anisakis simplex (herring worm)
Lineage: Eukaryota; Metazoa; Nematoda; Chromadorea; Rhabditida; Anisakidae
Source: the annotation of a GenBank genome assembly
AUGUGCUUAAAUAAAAUAUUAUUCAUCAGCUGCAUGACAACCUCAUUUCGUUUUGAAGUUUCAUCAAGCAAUCGCUACUCGUUUUCGGCCGCAUUAGACUUCCUUCGAGAAACGUACAAAAAAAGUGGAUUAAAAUCGUUAUGGAGAGGAAAUUCAGCCACAAUGGUUCGUGUAGUUCCAUACGCUGCCAUACAAUUCGCAUCUCAUGAACAAUACAAAAGAAUAUUGCAUGUCGAUGCAAACGGAAUACAUACACCGUAUCGGAGGUUUUUGGCUGGAGCAAUGGCUGGUUUAACGGCAACGAUGUGUUUAUAUCCGUUGGAUACGGCCAAGGCUCGGCUAGCAACCACCACAACGAAACAAUAUCGGACGUUGAUAUCUGUCUUUGUUAAGAUGUACUCACAAGAGGGUUUUCGGUCGUUUUACAACGGUAUUGUACCGUCGUUGUUUGGGGUGUUGCAGUAUACGGGAGCGAGUUUUUUUACUUUUGGAACAUUGAAACUUCUUUAUCAAGAGCGCACUGGUGAAGCACCGUCACCAUAUCAUCGUCUUUUAUUCGGUGGUGUUUCGGGUGUAUUAGGACAAACUACUUCAUAUCCGUUAGAUAUCGUUCGUAGACGAAUGCAAACUGGCAGGGUGCCCUCGGGGCAGAGUGUCAUCAUCACGUUGUUUGUCAUUUAUAGAGAUGAAGGUUUUAUUAGAGGACUUUAUAAAGGCUUAAGUAUGAACUGGAUCAAGGGUCCAAUCGCCGCAGCGAUAAGCUUCACAACUUAUGAUUACGCAUUUCUUUACGUGAGCAAUUUAAUUAAAACAUUUUUGAAAGUAUCAAACAAUGAUUGA